Messenger RNA from Hylaeus volcanicus, 4133 nucleotides. Its product is annotated as fatty-acid amide hydrolase 2-like. The transcript has 11 exons. The coding region runs from base 2083 to 3729 and encodes 548 amino acids. Lineage: Eukaryota; Metazoa; Arthropoda; Insecta; Hymenoptera; Colletidae. The record is from RefSeq and is a predicted model, not a curated record.
AAUUAGAAGAAGAAACAAACGUUGAAGAUCUCGAAGACGGUUGGUGGACAUUCCGAGAAGGCUAAUAAAAUUUAGUGUACAGAGAGGUUUCCACGCUGGAGUGCUAGAACUUUAAACAAGACGCACAUGCCGAGAACUUUAAGCUAGAAUGCCAAGAAGAAUUUUGAGGUCAGCAAACAGGACGCGACAAGCUGAUGGGUUCGAGGAGGGAAUCGAUGAACUGUCCUCCUCGAAGCAACCAAAACUAUGAAUGAUUCAUCUCCCAUGAGAACGUUCAAAUUUCAAAAAUGACUCUCGUUGGAUAAGAAUGUCAAUAUUUCGAAUAAGUCUUAACUGCUUAAAACAACCGUGAUCCAAGCUGGCAAACGAGAACAGAGGGGACCAAUUGCAUUCCUUGUUCCUAAUUCUUGAAAUUAGUUCAAGUAGACUAGUAAAGGUUGGAGAAGCUUCGUUGAAGGCAGGAACAAUUGCUGACCGAUAGUAAAUUAGAAACUGAGGAAAGAGGAUACGAUCGAUUGGACGAUACGCUCUUCAGGGUCUACCCAGCUGGCGAACACCUUCGUCCUCGAAUCGCAUCCAUAGAAACGUGCAUAAUUAUACGCAAAGAAUACUCAUCGGUACGUAGUGGUUUGUGUCCUAAAAACACGACAGGAAAACGACACGUUAUAAACAUAAACAAUAAUUAUUCGGCACUUAAAGACGUUGAAAAAAGAGCGUGCAACCCAGUGAUUUUAGUGCGGAAUUUUUGCAACGAGCUCGAUGUAUUUGACCCACGCUAAAAUUAUGUAAAUCUUUGCGACUGGAAAGUGUGGAUACUCAUCUAAUAACAUAUUCUUCGGUCACAUGAUUAGAGGAAGACUUGGACAGUGGUAAAAUAAUUCUGAUAAUUUUUCGAUCGCUGUUUUUAAUGGUUAAAUGAUUCGAGUAAUUUUGGAAGUAUACUCAUGCUUCGAAACAGUCGAUCACGUCAAAGUCAUUGUUCGCAGUGUGGAAUAUUUGGACUCGAGGUGGAAGGUUGAUCCUCGAUUCGAUGGUAACUAAAAAGUGAAUGUCCAAUCAGUGGCGUGUUAUAUUAUAGAGACAAAAAAAUAUUUGAUGAAUCGAUCUCGCAAAAGCUCGUUAUUGUUGUCCGUUUGCAAAAAAGUUUCUUUAUUCGAAAUUAACUUGGUCCCUAUAAAUAAGUACUAACGUCAUCGAAUUAAAAAUCUUUCAGUGCAUACGUAACGCGUAAUACGUUUCUGCAACAUGCAAGAUAAAAUUGAAUUUAAAAAUAUUCUUCGAGCAUUUCGAACGUAAGGUCCAAGUUUGAUUUUCUCUUACGUGCCAACGAAUCGGACCGUGAACGUGCAGUGUCAAUAACUCGACUGUCAAUCGGCUUACCAGCGCGUGGAAGGUCGAUGAUGGUUCUAUGGAACGCCCCACCAUGAUGGUUUUCCAUUUAAAUAUGCCGGGCGCGCGCUGGGCCCGUUUAGUCCGCGCCGCGACCACUGAAAUGCCGUAACGAGUUUGAAACGGGGAAAACGUCAACAGUGACAGUCUCUCUAAAAGUUUGUCUCGAUCAUAGACGAUCUUGUGCGCCUCUUACUAAAAAUCCUGAGUUUGAGAUAUUGUUCUAUAAAUGCGCGAGGGCUACACAUCGCCUAGACGAUGCAAUUAGAAACGUAUCUGGAAAAUUUCAUCGAGAUUCAAUUCUGUACUAACAAAAUAUUAUUGUAAAGGCGAUGAAACUCCCAUGGAGUGUUCUCACUCCAACAGCUUCGAUGAAUUAAAAAUUAAAAAUAGUAUCUCUCGAAUUAGAGUAACGAUAAAAGUAUAAAAAUAAAAACCUUCCGUUGUGUUUCCUGCUCAGACGUCUGGUUGAUGCGAUAAUUAAAUACGCGUCGAUGAUGAAUCAGUGUCAAUGAACACAGUGAACGAACCGUAUAACAUGCUCCAUCCUCGUCUGAACGAGAUAUUUGUUUACAUCAGUGUGCUCUCAGUUGUGACGGUAUACAGUGACGUAAGUUCGAGUUAGACGGAAAGGUAUAUUUUGAUCGACGAAAAAAAAAUUUGUAACCGUACGUCGAGGAAAAGUAAAUAAACAUGGAGCUGGUGUUAUGCAUAUUGCCAAUGGUGUACGGAAAAUUUGUCGUCGACGGUUGGGAGAUGAUGGCAGUGAUCGUUCAGAAGCUGCUCAAGUUCGUGUUUUGGAUACUGGCGUGCAUAACCACGCCACUUUACAGACUACGAUACUUUAAGAAACGAAAACGAUUGCCACCGAUUAAAAGUCCACUCCUGCUCCAAUCAGCCACCAAGAUUGCACAGCAAAUUCGAGAAAGAAAGGUCAGCUGCGUAUCAGUGAUCAGAGCCUACAUAGAAAGAUGCAACGACGUGAAUCCAAUAAUAACCGCCAUCGUUGACACGCGAUACGAGAGUGCCAUUCAAGAGGCGAAAGGUUUCGACGAAUUCUUGGCGCGAACCGAGAAGACCACAGAGGAACUGGCACGCGAAAUGCCUCUUCUUGGCGUUCCUGUGACUGUUAAGGAGAGCAUAGCCGUCAAAGGGAUGUGCUACACGGUGGGCUUCAAGGAAGAUGUCCCGACGAAAGCAGAGGAGGACGCCGAAGCCGUGAGCUUGAUUCGCAAAGCAGGAGCCAUUAUUUUGCUAGUCAGCAACACUCCGGAGUUGUGCUUGUUCUGGGAGAGUAACAACAACGUGACUGGCUGUACCGGCAACCCCUACGACCCCAGAAAAACUUCUGGCGGGUCUUCAGGGGGCGAGGGAGCCCUUUCGGGCUCUGCAGCAUCUGUGGUGAGUCUUGUUUCGGACAUCGCAGGCUCGGCGAGAUUUCCAGCCCUCUUCUGUGGAGUUUUUGGUCACAAACCUACACCCAAUUUGGUGGCCAUCAAGGGUCACAAGCCAAUAUCCUACGACGUAAAGUGGAAUGACUUCUUUGUCAUGGGCACCAUAGUCAGAUACGCAGAGGAUCUUCCUCUUGUGAUAAGUGUCAUGUGUAAGACGGACGAGGGUCGUCGUCGCCUCAAUCAAAAGACACCUUUGGCGAACAUAAAAUUCUUCUAUACGGAAGACCGUGUUGCCGAAGCUAACUCCAUCAAUAGGGAUAUGAAGAACGUUAUGCAGAAGCUGAGGGCGUACCUCGAAGUGACGUAUAGCGUUAAAGUGCAACAAGUACACAUGAGCGAUAUGAAGUACUCGUUUAACUUGUCAGCGCAUGCGCUGUUAAAUCUGGACGUGGAAGAGGUCGUCCAGGAAUUUGGCCCUUUGAAUGUUUGCGCGCUGUUCGUGGAAGGACUCAAGCAACUCUUCAGGGUGUCGCGAUACACUUUCGCCAUGUACGGGUACUUGAUGGCGGCGUAUAUCUACAGAAAACUUCCACGAGGUUUCAGCAAUCUACUGGCGGAGAAGAGAGUUUCUCUGAAGAAACAGUUCGAGGAUAUUCUAGGCGACAACGGAGUGAUGAUUUAUCCUUCGUUCGUGUCAGCAGCGUAUUAUCGAUACGAAACCUUCAACAAUGUCCCCAAUUUCACUUACAUGAUGCUGUUCAACGUUCUGGGAUUGCCUGUCACUCAAUGCCCAAUGGGAUUGAACGCCAAUGGUUUACCUCUUGGCCUCCAAAUAGUCGCAGGUACUGGGAACGAUCACCUGAGUAUCGCCAUGGCUCAAGAAAUCGACAGAAUCUUUGGUGGCUGGCGACAACCGCCGUGCUCGUCCGGCGAAGAAUCGAUUUGAUGAUUCGUUCGUUACGCGAUAGUAAUUCACUAUUUUUGUAUCGAGAUACGAGUCUUCCAUUUUAUACUCGAAGAACAAUCACGGUAAUUAGCUCUGAAAGGCUAUAAGUUAUCGUUGCGUUAAUAUCGAUUCCAAAUGUAGCUUGCGAGUAAUGAUUAAUAUGAUAAUUGCGAGUGAUUAUUGCUAAAAUACAUGUUAACUAAUCACUGCCUCAACUCAAGCUGCAUGGUAUGCUCUCAGAAUUUAGCAAAAGGUGAAAGAAUUAUUUAAUUUAGGUUACAAAAUGUACUUAUAUUGUUGUAAAGUGUUGUCAUUAGCGCGUAAGAUUAGAUAGCAAUGAAUUUUAUAAACCCGGCUCGAUGUAAAUCGUGAUAAAUAUUCCAACUGAUAUUUUUCCUCUCGUA